UCUUCCUUGUCCUCCUCCUCCACUGCAGGCGCCACCCCAAGGCCAAGUCUUUCCAUUUGCAUAGAGGGCUAAAAAGGGAGCUGACAGAACAGGGCAGGUGGUAACGGCCAACAGACUGAGGAGGAAGGAGGAUCAGCCUCCAGCACUGAACGCCCGCUGUCUUGCUCAGACAGAACCGCAGAACAACAUCACACCAGUAGGAGCAACCUGAGCAGAGGUUUCUGAAUCCAGCCCAUAAACUGUUCCCAUGUGGAGUGGCAGUGAGCUGAGCCAGGCUGGGUGACGGAUCAACAGGGGAUCUUCAUCCUCUAACAGGCGCCACCCCAAGGCCAAGUCUUUCCAUUUGCAUAGAGGGCUAAAAAGGGAGCUGACAGAACAGGGCAGGUGGUAACGGCCAACAGACUGAGGAGGAAGGAGGAUCAGCCUCCAGCACUGAACGCCCGCUGUCUUGCUCAGACAGAACCGCAGAACAACAUCACACCAGUAGGAGCAACCUGAGCAGAGGUUUCUGAAUCCAGCCCAUAAACUGUUCCCAUGUGGAGUGGCAGUGAGCUGAGCCAGGCUGGGUGACGGAUCAACAGGGGAUCUUCAUCCUCUAACAGCCCACCUCACAUUCAGCUCUCCGCAUCUGAACGGGUCCACCCCCUCACUCUGAAGACGUCAGAGAGAAUUCACAGAGCAAUAAAGACCAAAGUGUCAAAGAGACGACUUUGACAAAGAGAGGAAUCUUUACAUCUUGCAAGAUGGGAGAAAACACUCCACAGAUCUGGCACAUGCAGAUUCUUGGGCAUGAAGUUCCAGGUGAGCUGCAGAAGAAGAUAUCGGUGGCCAGCCAGCCGGAGUGCUCCAUCUGCUACAACACCUACGACAACGUCUUCAAAACACCCAAGCUGCUGGAGUGCACCCACACCUUUUGCCUGGAGUGCCUGUCCCGCCUCAUGGCCGUCUCCCUGACCGAUCAGGACGAGGGCGCUGGCAGCACACGCCUCUCUUGCCCCUUCUGCCGCCAUCCCACUAUGCUGCCAGAGGACGGCCCCCCCGCCCUGGCCACCAGCCGGGAGGUCCUCUGCAAACUGCCCAGCCACCAGCAGCAGGAGGAGCCGGUGUGGCUGGAGGGGGAGAAGCUGUGCUACAAGACCUCCAGACAGGACGCCCUAUCCGGAGCGCCUGACAGCCCCACGGCCUUCUGCAUCUGCAUCGACAUCGGGGCCAGUAAGUCAGCGGACGCUCCGGUCCAGACCAGGCGCCGGAGCUCGGGUCUGAUGGGCCGACUGGCAGACUGGAAGAGGAUGGUGCUGUUCGUGGUGCUCAUGGUGCUGCUGGUCAUAGUGGUGCUGUGGCCUCUGCAGUGUGUGUUCACCACCGGAAACAUGCGCUGCAUGAGAAACGGACCCCACAUCAGCACCACGGCAACCACCACCACGACCAUUGGCCCGUCGAUAAGCAGGUCCGGCCUGAAAGGAUGAGCAGCUCAACUUACAGAACUUCACCAUGACACGUUCUUUUGAAGAGUUGCAUUCUGGGUAAUUAGUGUCUGCUGCCUCUGAUGCUGUAGCUGGGACCGGACCUGGUUCCCCUGCAGCGAUGACUGAAGGGCUUUUCACUGAUUCACUCAGACUUUACAGCUCCAUUUCUGUCAACAUUUCCCUUUUAAAAUGGCUGCAUCGCCAAGGAGUAGAUAAAACUUUGACACAUUUGCACUUUGACCCGAGCUUGUAUUCUGAGAUAAGAACAUCUGACUGGUUCUGUUUGGUACCGAUGUAGAACCCUGAAGUCCAGGCCAAACGGCUCAGCACAUUUACUGAGCCAGUGUGGAAAUGUGAACUUUGUUGGAUGGGAUCCACAUGUGUAUAAAUGACAAAUGUGUAUAAUGUGACUGAUUGUGACUUUUGAUACAUCUUUGUUUACAAAACUACAAUUAAAAGUGAAGUAGUCUGUG
Messenger RNA from Xiphophorus hellerii (green swordtail), 1939 nucleotides. RefSeq names its product ring finger protein 223 (gene rnf223). Gene Ontology annotation, molecular function: ubiquitin protein ligase activity. Bases 744 to 1466 code for a protein of 240 amino acids. The transcript has 4 exons. The record is from RefSeq and is a predicted model, not a curated record. NCBI's taxonomy places the organism in Eukaryota, Metazoa, Chordata, Actinopteri, Cyprinodontiformes, Poeciliidae. Gene Ontology annotation, biological process: protein ubiquitination.